UACGUCACAGUGCACUAGCCGUUUAGUUGUAUAUAUCGGGUCAUACCAUUUUAAAACCGGAGCAUAUAUUAUUGAAUUUUCAUUUUGUUUUCAGAAGUUGUAAAGAUGUGAUCGAUGUGGUCGAGAAUGGACUCAAAUAAAGACUGUUAUUCGUUAAAAAAUGCAAAUGCAAGGAAGGAAAUCGGUGAAAUCCCCUAGAUAUCGAAUCGUCAACAAAGCUUGUCAACCUGACCUCAUUUCUCGUCGCGUUGGUCAAUGAGUGACGUCACAGCCAAUACUGAAACAAACAUGUCAGAAGCCUCAGGUGCGAGCUAGAUCACAGACUCACAAACGAUGUCAGCUCAGAUUUCGGGCGACCGCGGUCCCGAAAACACCUGGGACAACUUGGAGGAAAGUGUGAAAAAGUCGGUGAUUUCAUUAAGGGACUUUGCUAGGCGGAAGGAGAAGGAUUUUCAGUUUGUGAUUUCUCUUAGUCCUUCUGAGCUUGCUGGGUUCCUGAAGGAAUUCUUCUUAGCCUUAAAGGAGCAGUCCGCAACGUCCCCCUCCCAGAGUGAGGAUGAAAAUGGGGCUGCUGCCUCACUAGGAAAGAUUCGUUCGGACCUCUGCGAUUAUUUUAAGAAAGUAAUGAGCGUUGACAUUACUACUGGAAGCGAAUUUUCCGAGUGUAAUUUAAUCGUAGAUGAUGUCGCGCAGUCACAGACCAAAGACGGCUCCGUGGCCAAAAAUGCAGUGAUGAAGAAGCACACUCGACAACGAACAUUUACCUUUGAAACAAACGAACUGCGACAAAUAUACAUGAGCGAGGCAAUGAAUCUCGAUCAACCGGAAACGCUGCAGAACAAAGUGUUUUUUGAUGUGUGUAUGUACAUUUGUAAUAGAGGGAAAGAUUUCUUACGUUUAAUGACAAAAAAUGACUUUGAAGUAUGCACCGAUCAAAAUGGCAGACGAUAUGUAUUGCUUAAAUACGAUCCAAAGUUCAGUUCCAACGAAGUCGCUGGCGGUACACAGAUUGGUGAACGGAUGUAUGAGCGCCCAGGUGACCCAAAGUGUCCAGUGUAUUCCUACACGCAGUAUGUGAUCCACCUUCACCCAAUGUCGGAUGCGUUCUGGCAGCGACCAAAGCGCAGCAUCCUGCCAACAGACUUUGUGUGGUACGACAAUCAGAGCAUAGGGAAUAGCACGCUUAAUAGACUCAUGAACAGAAUAACACAGUCAGCAGGUUUACCGGACAGUUACGCCAUCAACGCAAUAAAGUCAUCCUACAUACCGGUCAUCGAGUCCAUCUGUCGGUCGGCCCUCUUCGGAAGUCAGCAGUUCCGCCGAAUACUCCAGAUAAAGCAAUCCAAUCAUGAUAUGCACUACCACGUGAGGAAGCGGCACUCUGAGGGCUCCCUAUCUAUCGCAAGUGUUCUGCGAGAGAGCCCAAUUUUCCGCCCUCGCAACUCGGAGCCCUUACUGCCCCUGUAUCGGCCUCUCAGCACGGAAACGGAGUUGACCCGUAGCAGCUCUACCAGUCCUGUACCCAGGGCAGGAAGUUGGGAUUCUGGUUCCCCCCACAUGUUGCCACACAUGACUCCGGAGAGGAAAGACACCCCAGAAACAGGGUACCAGCCAUUCAGGAAUUGUGAACCAGACCUACCGUCUGCUGGAUACCAGUCUAGCUACAGGGACUCAAGUCCCAAUGGGGCUCAAGACCUCUCUACCAGUUCCAUGUCCUCGGGGCCUCAGUAUCACGAGGAGGAACGGAAAACCAUGGAAACUGGCACAAUCCAGCAAGCCAAGCAAAAAUGUCUGGAGAUAGUUCACAGCCUCGAGGUACGAGACAUCAAGUCCUUUAUAAACUGGAUGAAGACAUUCGAAGCCAAGCAUGGGCCCUCAGGCCUGAUGGUCACCUGUCAGCCAGUCAAUGCUGGAGAGGCCCAGAUGACCCCAGACUAUGCCCGUACAUUGGACAGUUCUGUUGCUAACGGUUACACAGACCCCACUCGGAAACCGGCCCAGCGCACUGACAGCCAGCAAAAGAUGCAGGUCUUUACGGAUUUUGAGGCCAAAGAUCUGGAGUUUGACUGUAUUGGUGAUACUUUCUGUUGUACAUCUGAUGUUUCACCGGUCAAGAUAACCAUUCCUGCUCAGGAUACGGUACUCUUGACUGGUUUGCAACAGAAUACGCAGGUCCUCAUCCAUAGGAAGAACGACGAGAAACAGUCUUCAAUAGAUAUCAAGUACAUGCCCUUGCACAUGAGGGUUCUUAUGUCAUCGGAGAACUACACUCUUCAAGAUGUCGAGACAGUCGUACUGAAAAAGCAAAAGGAUGGGCCACAGUUUGCACCGGAAAUGACCAGGUCAAAUUACUUUAAGGAAGACAAGUCUAUUCCGAUGAAAAAGCGUAUCGUCUUGGACCAAGAAUCCCAGAAUCUGUCAAGUCAAUGUAAUGGUUCCCCCCAGCAAUCUUUCUGCCAGUCUCACUCCCCUCCCUCUCACAGUUUCCCCCAUCACACCUCCCCCUACAUGGCCCAUGCCAGUUAUCCCACCACCGGCCACCCCCAGGCAAGUAUCGCAAAUACCGCUGCCCUUAAUUAUCACAUGGCCCCUGGUCCACCCCAGAUGCUGGGAUCCUUAACACAGGGAAUUCCCGCCAUCCCGAAGUACCGAGAGAGAUUCCCUGAUGGAUGGGGGUAUACACCUUUACAGAAACGCCAAAAGUUUGGCAUGCAACAUAAUGGUAAUGGCAAAGAUGGCCCUCUCGAUUUGAUCAAGCCUUCAUAAGAUCUUGGUUUUUAAACUGCAUAUCACUGUGUUUAGUAUGUAAAUUUUAAGUGUAGUUGUAAAAUAUUUUCUUUCGGCACAGUCAUACUUGCACAUUUUGGUUUGGAAUUAUUAAAAUUUGUUGGCAUUUACAUAAAAUAUAUGCUUCUUUGAAAGCAAUAACAGAUAGUUUGGUUAAAAGAAGAUUCUUUUUAGCUCAUCUAUUUUUUGAAAAAAAUUAUGAGCUAUUGUCAUCACCUUGGCGUCGGCGUCCGGUUAAGUUUUGCGUUUAGGUCCACUUUUCUCUAAAGUAUCAAUGCUAUUGCAUUCAAACUUGGUACACUUACUUACUAUCAUGAGGGGACUGGGCAGGCAAAGUUAGAUAACUCUGGGGUGCAUUUUGACAGAAUUAUGUGCCCUUUUUAUACUUAGAAAAUUGAAAAUUUUGUUUAAGUUUUGUGUUUAGGUCCAUUUUAUUCCUUAAGUAUCAAAGCUAUUGCUUUCAUACUUGCAACACUUACUAACUAUCAUAAGGGGACUGUGCAGGCAAAGUUAUGUAACUCUGACUGGCAUUUUACUUACUAUCAUGAGGGGACUGGGCAGGCAAAGUUAGAUAACUCUGGCAUGCAUUUUGACAGAAUCAUGUGCCCUUUUUAUACUUAGAAAAUUGAAAAUUUGGUUAAGUUUUGUGUUUACAGUGUUUUUUUUCACUUAUAGGGGAAUGGUGGCGGGGCCCGUCCAAAGGGGAAAAAAUGCGUUGUUUUUUAGGAAAAAGGGAAAAUUAAAAAUUCACUUGUUUAUAUGUAAUGUCUUAUGAUAUUUAUGAUAUUAAUACACAUGUUUGUAUAAAUAUAAUAUUCACAGCCGAAUGUCUUUGUCCUUUUUCUUAAAAUUAAGAUAUAUAUCAAUGAUUUUUUCAACAUUAGUUUCAGACAGUUCAGCCUUCAUGCACAGUCCCAGUUUUCUUAGCCAUUUUGAGUCUAAUUGGCAUCUUUUAAAUCGAUAAAAUGGCAUAUUUGAGCAUGUUUUAUCAAUAAAAUGAACCAAAUUUGAAUGAUUUAUUCAACAAAAAUUGACACAAUAUAGAUACAUCAGGCUUUUUCCUGGCCAUUUUGGGAGAAAAAUGCAAUUUAUGUGAAAAGUCCACUGAUUUGGGAAAAAUUAUUUAAUAUAACUCUUUAUAAUAAUUCAAAAUAAUAUAAAUCAGAGUUAAAUACUUUGUUAGUUGUUUAUGAAAAAAAAAAUUGAGAUAUAUUUAUCAUGAUUAUGAGACAGUUCUUAAAAAAAAAAAAAAUUGCCAUAAAAAAACAACACUGGUUUAGGUCCACUUUAUUCCUACAGUAUCAAAGCUAUUGCUUUCAUACUUAUGAACACUUAUUAACUAUCAUAAGGGGACUGUGCAGGCAAGUUAUGUAACUCUGACUGGCAUUUGGACAGAAUUAUGGGCCCUUUAUACUUAGAAAAUUGAAAAUUUGGUUAAGUUUUGUGUUUUGGUCACCUUAACCCCUAAAGUUAUAUCAUAGAUAUUGCUUUCAUACUUGGAACACUCGCAAACUACAUGUAUCAUAAGGGUACAGUAAAAGGACAAGUUGCAUAACUCUGGUUGUCAUGUUUACGGAAUUAUAGCCCUUUUUUACUUAAUAACUUUGAAUAUAUGGUUAAAUUUUGUGUUUCGAUCCACUUCACUUCUAAAGUAUCAAGGCUAUUGCUUUCAAACUUCAAAUACUUUCAUGCUAUCACGAGGUUACUGUACCUGGCAAGUUGAAUUUUACCUUGACCUUUGAAUGACCUUGACUCAAGGUCAAAUUAUUAAAUUUUGCUAAAAUUGCCAUAAUUUCUUUAUUUAUGAUUAGAUUGAUACUUUGACAAAACUACUCUUACCUGA
Molecule: messenger RNA, 4630 nt
Organism: Dreissena polymorpha
Lineage: Eukaryota; Metazoa; Mollusca; Bivalvia; Myida; Dreissenidae
Exons: 7
Coding region: 334-2766 (810 amino acids)
Source: RefSeq, a predicted model, not a curated record